CUCUCCGUGGUGCUGGGAGACAGUUCUACGUCUGACGGGCCCUUCCGAACGUCGUGGACCGAGGCUCGUGACCCGCAGCGACUCCGCGGUCGAUUUAGGGGAAGAGAAGCCUCGGCCUAGAGCGGAGUUUUGGAGGGGAGAGGGUGGCGGUUUCCCUUCCCCUCGGCGGAGCCUUUUUGCAUUUGGGGCUGUCCUCGCGUCCCCGGCUUUGGGACUUGUCGGGUCCUGUAUCGCCUGAUUUGAGGGUGUCCGGGACUCUCUGCUCGCCCAGUCCGCGUCCCUCCACUCCGCGUGCGGCCACUUGCUCGUCGUUUAACUUUGGGGAGUUAAUCUCUCUGGGCCCCUGGUUGCUGUUCUUUAAAGUGGGGAUAUUAGGACCAUCGUAAGAGCAUCCUAGUAGAAGAACUGUUUUGAGAAUGGAAAGAGGUCGUACAGAUGAAAGCUUUAAAACGGUUCUUGUCACAUGGUGAUGGUGAUCUCUUCUUGAAGGAGAAGGUUGCUUCCCGUCUUGCACGAAGGAAGGGGAGCAUUUACCUUUUAUCGAGGACGGCGACACGAUCAGAGUAUUUCACGGCAUUCUUUCUCUCCCCAGCCCGACUUCUCAAAAAGGACUGCGCGGUAGAGGCAGUGACUCCUUGGCUGCUGACACCUAAGCUUCCAUGCACGAUUCUGCCUUCCUGUGAGCUGUGUAACUCAGGACUCUUCACAUGCUCAGAAGUAGGAGAAAAAAUGACCACAUUCAAGGAGGAACUGACCUUCGAAGACGUUGCUGUGGUUUUCACCAAGGAGGAGCAGGGGCUGCUGGACACUGCACAAAGGAAGCUGUACCAAGAUGUGAUGCUGGAGAACUUCAGGAACCUGCUCUCAGUGGGGCAUCAACCAUUCAAGCAUGAUGUGUUCCACAUAGAAAAGGAAGAAAGGCUUGAUAGGAUGAAGACACCAACCCAAAGACAAGGGAAAUCAGCAGACAAGAUCCAAAGUGAGAUGGAGACUGUCCCAGAAGCAGGACCACAGGAAGAACUUUCCUUCAGGCAAAUCUGGCAACAAAUCACAAGUGACUUAACCAGAUGUCAAGACUCCAUGACAAAUAGUUCUCAGUUCCCCAAGCAAAGUGAUUCACCCUGCCAGCUUGGGACAGGACUGUCUAUAACUCCCACAGGCCAGAAAUUUGACCAGUGUAAUGAGAGUAAAAAAUCCUUCAGUGAUAUCUCCAGUGUUGAUCUUCAUCAACAGUUACAUUCAGGAGAGAAGUCUCAUACAUGUUGUGAAUGUGGAAAAAGCUUCUGUUACAGCUCAGCUCUUCAUAUCCAUCAGAGAGUUCACAUGGGAGAGAAAUGCUAUAAGUGUGAUAUGUGUGGUAAGGAAUUCAGUCAGAGCUCACGUUUGCACACUCAUCAGAAAGUCCACACUGUAGAGAAACCAUUCAAAUGUGAGCAGUGCGGGAAAGGUUUCAGUCGUAGAUCAACACUUACCGUUCAUUGCAGAUCACACACGGGAGAGAAACCUUACAAUUGUGGGGACUGUGGGAGGGCCUUCAUUCAUGCUUCUCAUCUUCAGGAACAUCAGAGAAUCCACACUGGGGAGAAACCAUUCAAAUGUGAUACAUGUGGUAAGAAUUUUCGUCGCAGAUCAGCACUUAAUAAUCAUUGCAUGGUCCACACAGGAGAGAAACCAUACAAAUGUGAGGACUGUGGGAGGCGUUUCACUUGUAGCUCAAAUCUUCGUAUCCAUCAGAGGGUCCACACAGGAGAGAAACCAUAUAAGUGUGAAGAAUGUGGUAAGUGCUUUAUUCAGCCUUCACAAUUUCAGGCCCAUCGGAGAAUCCACACUGGAGAGAAACCAUAUGUGUGCAAAGUGUGUGGUAAGGGUUUUAUUUACAGUUCAAGUUUUCAGGCCCAUCAGGGAGUACACACUGGAGAGAAGCCAUACAAAUGCGAUGAGUGUGGAAAGAGCUUUAGGAUGAAAAUUCAUUAUCAAGUUCAUCUGGUGGUCCACACAGGAGAGAAACCCUACAAGUGUGAGGUAUGUGGGAAAGCCUUCCGUCAGAGUUCGUAUCUUAAAAUCCAUCUGAAAGCACACAGUGUAGAGAAACCUUAUAAGUGUGAGGAGUGUGGGCAAGGCUUCAAUCAGAUUUCACGACUUCACAUUCACCAGCUGAGCCAUACGGGUGAGAAGCCGUACAAAUGUGAAGAGUGUGGAAAGGGGUUCAGUCGUAGAGCAGAUCUUAAAAUUCAUUUUAGGAUCCACACGGGAGAGAAACCCUAUAAUUGUGAGGAGUGUGGGAAGGUCUUCAGUCAGGCCUCACAUCUUCUGACCCAUCAGAGAGUCCACAGUGGAGAAAAGCCGUUCAGAUGUGAAGAGUGUGGGAAGAGCUUUGGUCGGAGUGCACACCUUCAAGCCCAUCAAAAAGUCCACACUGGAGAAAAGCCUUACAAAUGUGAGGAGUGUGGGAAGGGCUUCAAGUGGAGCUUGAAUCUUGACAUGCACCAGAGGGUUCACACGGGAGAGAAACCAUUUAAGUGUGGAGAGUGUGGUAAGUACUUCAGUCAAGCCUCAAGUCUUCAGCUUCAUCAGAGUGUCCACACUGGAGAGAAACCGUACAAAUGCGAUGUGUGUGGUAAAGUCUUCAGUCGGUCUUCACAACUGCAAUAUCAUAGUCGAGUUCACACAGGCGAGAAACCUUACAAGUGUGAGGUAUGUGCUAAGAGCUUCAGCUGGAGAUCAAACCUUGUAAGUCAUCACAAAAUUCAUGCUGGGGAUACAUUUUAUGAAAGUGAUGAGAGUGAUAAGAACAGAGAAUUGUCAGGAAGGAGGUUCUACAAAGUCAUAUUUUUAAAAAACUCAUGUUCAACCUGAAUUCUUGUGAUCAUCAGGUUGAAUAGGAGAGAACGUAUUUGUUUUAUUUAAGUCAGUGUUUAACCAACAGAUCAACAUAGCCCAGUGGUCCAGAGACCACAUAGCUGAGAACCUUGUUGGUGAGUGCAGUAAGGGCUUCGGUCAGAACUUUGACAUUUAUCAGAUGUCACUUAGGAUAUAGGGCUUAGAAAGGAAAAGUGUUUGGACUUGACUUUAACAAAAGUAUAGUGAUGGGCAUGCCACAAUUGAUGUCCACUAGACUGUAAGCUCCAUGGGGGCAGGCACUUUGCUGUUGAAUCUAUACAACCUUAACACUGACUAGUGCUUACGGGUGUGCUCAGUACUUGUUUAAGUGGAUCAAAAGAAGAAAAUAUACAGUAUUUGAAUAUUGUAUCCAACGGAGGAAACCUGCAAAAUAAAAUUAUUCAGGGAAAUGGACAUUUGUUAAAAUGCAGAAAACCACUGGAUACUGCAAUUGCAAUAUUUUUUCUAAAUUUUAUUUAGUUUUCAUUGUACCUGUUUGUGGAGU
Molecule: messenger RNA, 3385 nt
Organism: Cynocephalus volans (Philippine flying lemur)
Lineage: Eukaryota; Metazoa; Chordata; Mammalia; Dermoptera; Cynocephalidae
Product: zinc finger protein 234
Exons: 6
Coding region: 436-2856 (806 amino acids)
Biological process (GO): negative regulation of transcription by RNA polymerase II
Molecular function (GO): DNA-binding transcription repressor activity, RNA polymerase II-specific
Source: RefSeq, a predicted model, not a curated record